Mercurialis annua (annual mercury) is the source of this 3874-nucleotide messenger RNA. Its product is annotated as putative disease resistance protein RGA3. The coding region runs from base 37 to 3543 and encodes 1168 amino acids. Gene Ontology annotation, molecular function: ADP binding. Gene Ontology annotation, biological process: defense response to other organism. The transcript has 4 exons. Lineage: Eukaryota; Viridiplantae; Streptophyta; Magnoliopsida; Malpighiales; Euphorbiaceae. The record is from RefSeq and is a predicted model, not a curated record.
AAACAAUGGCGGGAGAAGACGAGAAAAAAAUGUCUUAUGAUCGGAGAGGAGGUGGCAAAGAAAGAACUGACCACCGGAGAAGCGGUCGGAAUGAAACCGUUAGAGAACAAAAUCGACGGCUGGAAAUCGGCGGCGAUCGCGUAUUCCGUCUCCGUUUAUCCUCAGCUACUGAUUGUCGUCGCUAUAGAGCAAGUGGGCUCAAUCAUUAUCCGUGAGGUGGAGCAAGAAGUGAAGCUUGUUGUUGGUGUGAAGAAAGAACUCGAAAAGCUCAAGAGCAAUCUCAUGGCGAUCCGUGGUGUUCUUGCUGAUGCAGAAGAAAGGCAGCUCAAGGAAAUCGCUGUCAAACAGUGGUUAGACAAGCUCAAUGCGGUUUCCUACGACAUGGAUGAUGUGCUCGACGAGUGGAGCACCGCGAUUUUUAAAUCGCAAGUUGAAGGAGAAGAUCAUAAUUCUGCAUCGAAUCCUAAUAGUAAGAGAAAUGUACUCUCCCUUAUUAAAUCGUCUUGCUUUUGUUUUAAGGAAGUCGGCCUCCGUCAUGACAUUGCUCAUAGAAUUAAGGAAUUGAAUGAAACUUUGAAUGAUAUUAAAGUUCAAAAAGAUAUGUUUGGGUUUGAUAUUGGAAAGGGCACCACCAAAAAAUCUGAAACCCUAAUAACCACCUCUCUUAUCAAUAUAACAGAGGUGCAGAGUAGAGAGCAGGAAAAAAACCAGAUCGUUAACUUGUUAUUGAGUGAGAGUAGUCAAAGUGCUUCACUAGACAUUGUCGCUAUGGUGGGGAUGGGAGGAAUUGGGAAGACGACUCUUGCCCAGUUAGCUUUCAACCAUCAUCAAGUGAUAUCUUGUUUUAAUGUGAGAAUGUGGGUGUGUGUUUCACGCCCAUUUGAUUCACUGAGGAUUUCCAAGGCAAUCCUUGAAUCUCUUUUUGGGGACGCCCAUAGAUUUGGUGAACUUGAAACUGUGGUCAACCGAAUUGAACAAACUAUUAGGGGAAAGAAAUUUUUGCUUGUAUUGGAUGAUAUGUGGGAUGAUGGUCCUGAGAAGUGGAUGCAACUAAAACAUUGUUUGCUAGGUGGCUUACCAGGAAGUAAAAUUCUGGUGACUACACGUAGUGAGAGUGUUGCAAGGAACAUGGGAUGCGCAAGAAACGGCCUAAUUCAACUAGGAAAAUUACCUCUACAAGAAUGCUGGUCCAUAUUUAGCCAGAUUGCAUUCUUUGACAGAGAUACUGAAGAGCGUGAACAACUAGAAAUUAUUGGCAAGGAAAUAGUUGAGAAGUGUGAUGGUUUGCCUCUUGCUGCGAAGGCUCUAGGAAGUCUUUUGCGUUUGAAAAGUUCAGCACAGGAUUGGAGGGAUGUGUUGAAUAGUAAGCUAUGGGAAAUACCAGGGAUAUGGGAAGCUAAUAGUGGCUUGGCCUCCUUAUGGUUGAGCUACUAUGAUUUGCCUUUAGAAUUGAGGCAUUGUUUCUCAUAUUGUGCUAUCUUUCCUAAGAGUUACAAGAUAGAUAAAAAUAACUUAAUUGAUAUGUGGAUGGCUCAAGGUUAUCUCGGAGCAACUUCAACCAAAAAGAACGCAAAGAGAUGUGGGGAAGAGAACUUUCAAGAUUUAAUUAGACGUUGUUUCUUUCAAGAUUUGGAAAAAAAUGGGUUUGGAGUAAACAAGUGCAGAAUGCAUGACAUAUUGCAUGAUUUUUCCAUGUACCUUACAAAGAAUGAGCUUUUUAGCAUGGAAGUUGAGAAUUCUGACGAGAAAAUAGAGCAGUCUCUAUCUAGAGAAGCACGGCACUUGAGGAUAGUGCUUGGGAAAGAAAGUUCAUUUCCAAGCUCUAUCUCCACAAUGAAAAAUCUGCGAACGCUUUGGAUUCAGUCUCAUGGUACAAAGCAUAUUGGUGCAACUCUAUCUAAUGUGUUUGACAAGUGCAUUGGUUUGAGAUCAUUGAUCCUGCGGAGUUGCGACGUUUCAGAGAUCCCAUCCUCCAUAAACAAUUUAAUACACUUGAGGCAGCUUGACUUGUCUAGUAAUCAUAGAUUGAGAAGGUUGCCUGAAAAUGUAUGUGAAUUAUACAAUCUGCAAACACUGGAUGUUGGUGACUGUAAAUUUGUGAAAUUGCCCGAGAGAGUAGAAAAUUUAGUCAACUUGAGGCAAUUAUACAACUUCGGCACGAAAUUUUUGCCGAAGGCAGUUGGGAGAUUAACUAAUCUGACAACUUUGACAGAGUUCAUAAUCAGUAAUGAUACUGAAACUGCAUGUUCUCUCAGAGAUCUCAACAACUUGAACCAGCUUCAGGGAGAGCUUGUUAUAAGAGGAUUGGGCAAUGUGAGAAGUGUGAGUGAAGCUAAGGAAGCCCAACUCAUAAAAAAGACUCAAAUUAUUGGUUUAGAUUUAUUUUUUAAUGGAGAGGAAACAGAAUGCAGAGAAAAAAUGGAUGAAGAAAUAAUAGAAGCCAUAAAGCCUUGUCCAAAUGUGGAAAAAUUACGUAUAGUCGACUACAGAGGAACCACACUAGUCCCCAGUUGGUUGUUUUUACUGAAUAAUCUGAGGGAAUUGUCUUUGAAAUGCAGUAACUAUGAGCAUUUGCCUCCUCUGUGGAAAUUGCCAUCCCUUGAGUCACUUUGUCUGGAUGAGAUGACAGGUAUUAAAAGAUUGGGUUCCGACUUUGUUGGAAUUUCAGCAGCCGAUCAUGUUCGGAGUCAGAUUUCUUCAUCCACAUAUGCAAAUGUUGCUUUCCGCAAGUUGAGUCAUCUGAGUUUUUAUUGGAUAUGGAAUUGGGAAGAUUGGGAAAGUGCGGAGAUGAGCAAUUUGGAUGUUGAUAUCACAGUAAUGCCCUGUCUUCGCAAUUUGACGGUAAUGUACUGCCCAGAGUUAAAGGCUUUACCAGAUUACCUUCUCCGUUUGAAAACAUUAGAAGAAGUUAAGAUCCAUGAGUGCCCUAUUAUCCAUGAAGAUUACAAACAGCAGAAGUAUAGUGCUGAAAAGUGGCAAAAUCCUAACAUCCGCAUAAGCUGCUUGUCCGUCUCCAAUGCGGAACGUAACACAUUCCUUGCAAACGCUGUUCUUGAAGAUCCAGGGACAGGAGCACCAAGAGAACUCGACAACAAGUUCAAACAUAAAAAUGACGAAUUGGCCAAGGAAGUUGAGCGACUCCAAGCAGAUAGAUAUACCGAGGCUGAAGAAUUAAAGUAUUUACGAUGGAUAAAUGCAUGCUUGCGGCAUGAAUUACGUAAUGUACAGCUACCACCGGUCGUCAAAGGUGGAAGCGAAUCCAUGAGUCCUCAGUCUAAGGAGAAAGCAAAGCAGCUAAUUCUUGAAUAUGCCGAUGGUGAAGUUAUGAAUAACUCUGACUGGGAUGAUUCUGAUGGUUCGUCUACAAACAGCAACCCCACCAAAAUGAACGCUUGGUCAACAAACAGAAACCCCAACAGAGAGAAAUUUUUGGGCAAGCUCAAGAGACUUGUUGAGAAAAAAGAUAUGGAUCAUCAUAAUGAUGUACCAUCAGGGAGCAAAUCUGAAGCAGCAGAGGAUUCUGAUUCUCCACGUGGCGUUUAAACCUGAGUAUAAACAGAAGAUUCAAGGCAAAUGUCUCAGUCCCGAGUCUGAGGAGAAAGCAAAUGCCGACAUUGAAGAGAUGGAAGAUUCUGAUGAUUCACCAACAAACAAACAGCAGCAACGCCACCAAAAAUAUUCCGGCAAGCUAAGGAGAUUCUGAUUCUGAAGCUGUAGAUGAUUCAUAUUCUGAUUCUCCAUGUGGAAGUUAAAUCCGAGUAUUAACAGAAGAUUCAAGGAUUAGGAUAGUCACAUGAAUUGUUUAUAAAAUGAAAUUAAUAUUAUUGGGUCAAUUCCGAUUCCAUGGCUUAACGAUUUUAGUUUUUUUUUUUUU